AAGCCCAACGAGAGUUGUCCUUGGUCUUUGCUUAAAAACCCACCGACAAGAGUCACUUUGCAAAUCCCAGUCCCCACAUUUCAGUUGAGAGGUCUUUGUAUUGUAGUCACCCAGAAGGACCAGGUUCUAAGCUAACCAAAAAUGUCAUCAUCCUUCACCUUCUGACUUAGUAUCCCAUUUUCCUCCACUCCACCAACCAACUUCUCUUCAUAGCUGCUUCUAACAGAAGCUGCCAACCCCACCACCAGAAAGUGCUUUUCUGCAAGACCCCAGUUGGUGAAUCUGUAAGAUUGCUGUUUACUUUGCUCAUUUGCUUGAUGGGUCUUCUCCAAGAGCCCAAAUUUUGCUAAUUCUUGGCUCAAGUUUCAUACUUUGUUGAGGGAUUUUUAAUUUCAUAAUUGGAUUUUCUUCUGGUUUGCUGUAGCAUAUUAUAUGAUUGCAAUUGGGGAACUUUUUCAUCUGGGUUCUUUUACCAAAUGAUGAAGCUGGUGAGGAAUGUUAAUUGGGAUUGGUUUGUUCAAUUCAGGCCUUUCUACAAAAGGGUUUUGAAUUUCGGUAAUGAGAUGAUGAAGGGUCAUUGUAAAAUCUUGGUUUUUCAAACUUACAAUGGAUUAGUUGCAAUUGGCUCAUUGGUGUUCUUUGUUGUUGCAAUGUCUUGUGCCUUUUUGUAUUUGUUUCCCAGUGUUCCCCCAGUGGUUAAUAGUUACCCGGUUUCGAAUUCCAGUAGUAGUGCAACUGAUAAAUGUGAUGUUUUCGAAGGAAGGUGGAUUCAAGAUGAAAGUUACCCUUUGUACAAUGCCUCAGAAUGCCCAUUUACAGAAAUUGGAUUUAAUUGCUUUGCUAAUGGGCGGAAAGACGGGGGUUAUGCCAAGUGGAGGUGGAAGCCAAAGAAUUGUGAUAUUCCUAGGUUUGAUGUGCGUGCGGUUCUUGAAAAACUUCGUGGAAAGAGGAUUGUUUUUGUUGGCGAUUCGUUGAGUAGAACACAGUGGGAGUCUUUGAUAUGUUUACUCAUGACAGGGGUGGAGGAUAAGAAGAGUGUUUAUGAAGUGAAUGGGAAAAAAAUCACUAAGCAGAUUAGAUUCUUAUCGGUACACUUUAGUUCAUUUGACCUCAGAAUUGAUUUCUAUCGGUCAGUUUUCCUAGUACAGCCUGCUUCAGUUCCAAUCCGAUCACCAAAGAGGGUUAAAUCAACUCUCAGAGUUGACAAGUUGGAUGACAUUAGCCAAGAAUGGAUCGAUUCUGAUAUUUUGAUUUUCAAUUCAGGUCACUGGUGGACACCAAGUAAACUUUUUGACAUGGGCUGCUAUUUUCAAGUAGGUAAAUCUCUGAAGCUUGGAAUGCCAAUCACCACGGGGUUCAGGAUAGCUUUAAACACCUGGUCAUCUUGGGUUGAGACCAUGGUCAACACAAAUAGGACAAGUGUAUUCUUCAGGACUUUUGAGUCAUCGCAUUGGAGUGGCCGAAACCAUAAUUCGUGCAAAGUGACUAAACACCCUUGGUCAAGCUCAUGGGGAAAGGACCGAAGCACAAUUUCAGACAUCAUUAUAAAGAUUGUGAAAAAAAUGAAGGUUCCUGUGACAAUUCUACACGUUACACCGAUGUUAUCAUUCCGUAGUGAUGGGCAUGUGGGUACCUGGAGCGAUAAUCCAUCAGUCCCUGAUUGUAGCCAUUGGUGCUUACCUGGCGUACCUGAUAUGUGGAAUGAAAUUCUCUUGAACCUGCUACCCGGGAAUCAGGUUUCCCUUAAAUGAAGUGUAGAGCCGCUAAUAUGCUUCCUUCUUUUGCUGCUUGCAUCAACAAGCUCCUAGUGUCACUCUUCAGCAUCAGAUCGAAAAAGUGAGAGAGAUCCUGGCAUCCUGCCUGUAAGUUGAACUUUGCCUCUCACAAAAUUCUUGUUUGUCGUUUUGUGUAGUAUUGUUUCCCCACGGUCAGUUAGUGAAGAUUAAGAACCACAAUCCAAAUUAAAUGGGGGAGUUGAGAUGAAGCUGCGUUGCUGUAAUAUGUGUUCACGAGGUCUAGCUAGUAGUUACAAGUUAUAACAAGUGUCCAUUUGUGGAAGCAUAUUUUUCCAAAGCGAAAUAGAAGUUUCUACAAUUGGCCAAAAUCUACAAUUGGCCAAAAUCAAUCCGAGUUUGGGGAUGAACUGAUGAAGGAAAGUGUACAAAUUGGUCUGCCAGGCGUCUGACAUGUUUUACGGUAGAUGAGCUUCUUCUUUCAUUGAAUUUUUAGUUGAUGUGCCAGAGGUGGAUUUGCAGUCGUGGCAGCUCCAAGGAGGGCAUGCCUUGCUUAAUCACUUGCAUCUUUUAACACAACUUAUACAUUUUAUUUGAUUGUUGCACACUUCUAUACUUCUGAAGAAGGGCCAAAUACUUCCCAUAAGUAUGUACUGGAAAUAGUUCAAUGUUAUGAUGUUAUCAAAGCCUCCUCAAUUUUUAUGUAUUGAAAGAGUGAGCAGUGGAACGAAAAUUUGUUGUUUAUGAUGGUAUACCACAUGACGUAUCAGAGUAGUGGUCCGAGUUCAAUCUUAUUAUAAUUUGAUGUCGAAAUGAGGAGAGAUUCUCUCUUGCAACCA
Molecule: messenger RNA, 2572 nt
Organism: Malus domestica (apple)
Lineage: Eukaryota; Viridiplantae; Streptophyta; Magnoliopsida; Rosales; Rosaceae
Product: protein trichome berefringence-like 7
Cellular component (GO): Golgi apparatus
Molecular function (GO): O-acetyltransferase activity
Source: RefSeq, a predicted model, not a curated record